Peromyscus californicus insignis is the source of this 5485-nucleotide messenger RNA. It is a transcript of the gene Xpo6, whose product is annotated as exportin 6. The transcript has 25 exons. Gene Ontology annotation, biological process: protein export from nucleus. The record is from RefSeq and is a predicted model, not a curated record. Lineage: Eukaryota; Metazoa; Chordata; Mammalia; Rodentia; Cricetidae. Gene Ontology annotation, molecular function: small GTPase binding; nuclear export signal receptor activity. Bases 1483 to 4908 code for a protein of 1141 amino acids.
CAGGCCCGGGCAGCCUCCGCCCCUUCAGCCCCGGCCGGGCCCGUCGCCGCCUCGGGCCGCGGAGGCCGGGGAGUCCCUGCCUGGGCCCGCAACCUCCCUCUUGGGGGUCGGGCCCAGGCGGGGGGCCCCCGCACAGCUGCCUCCCUUCCUCAUUUCCUGCUUUUGCGUUUGCCUGGGGUGGGCCGAGGUCUAGAUGAAUAGCUUCGGGCCUCCUCGAUGAGGCCGCUGUGCUCCUUUUAAAGGUGCCGGCGGGGCCCGGGUGGGGAACGGGUUGUCUUUGCAUGGGCGGGGGACUCCCCGAGCCUGCCGGGACCAUGACCUGAACUGUGCGAGCGGGACGCGUGAGAUCCAAAGAGCCAGCUCACCUGAGCCACCCCCCCCUUCCGGCCAGCAUGACUGGAAGCCUCUGUGUCCUCAUCCCAAUUGCUCUCAGCUGAACUGCUGCUCGAAAGCCUGAAGCUUAACCAGCCAAAUGCUUAACCAGCCAAAAGCUGCUAGUUUCUGGUCCUCACACCUUAUAUACCUUUCUGCUUUCUUCCACCACUCCCUGGGAUUAAAGGCUCGCUUUCUGGGAUUAAGGGCGUGAUGAGUCACCAUGCCUGUCUGUUUCCUUGAACACAUGGAUCUCUGCCUCUGGAAUGCUAGGAUUAAAGGCGUGUCCUACCACUGCCUAUCUUUUAUGUUUAAUAUUGUGGUUUUUCUGUCUCUGACCCCAGAUAAAUUUAUUAGCAUGCACAAUAUUUUGGGGAACACAGUACCACAGUAAACAGCCUGGUAUUUGGGCUUGUGUCUGGUGAUGUGCUCGGCUGGUUCUAGCACUGUCUCCUGGAGCUGCCACGUGUCCAUUGGUCUUUGCAGUUGCUGGAGCUUCUCAGUUUGCACCUUAGCUUCUUGGGUUGGGGUGGAGUGUGCUGGGUAGGUUGACUGGCAGUGGAUUCUUGGGAGAGGCUGUAAGUGAUCAUUUAACUUAGACACCAGCAUGGCAAUGUCUGAUGCUCUGCUUGGGCUUGGAGUGUGUGACUCAGGAGUUUCUUGAGGCCCCACUUCUCUCCUCUUUCCUUGAACUCUCAUCUUCCCUUUUCAUGGUCUCCUUUCUGUGUGGUGAUGUACUGUGUAUCAAAGAAAGCGUGCCUGAGGAGCAGAGGACAGAACCAGCACUAGAUUAAACACAGAGGCCAGACAGGGGUGGCACACGCCUUUAAUCCCAGCACUCGGGAGGCAGGGAUCUGUCUCUGUGAGUUCAAAGCCACCCUGGACUACAUGAGAUUGAUUCAGUCUAGGAGAGAAACAACCAGAGAGUGGUAGCACACACCUUUAAUCCCAGCACUUGAGAUCUCAUACCUUUGCUAGCAGUAUUUGGGAAGCACACACGCCUUUAAUCCCAGCACUAGGAAGGAAGUGAAAUGACUGGGCAGAGAAAGGUAUAUAAGGUGUGAGGAGACGGGAACAAGCGCCUUUCGGCUGAGGACUUUCAGCUAGAGGAUGUGUGGAGACAGGAUCUCACCUUCCAUUCGGCCUGAGGACCCGGUAGUGGCAUCUGAAGAAGCCUCCCUCAGGGCACUGGAAAGUCUGAUGACAGAAUUUUUCCAUGAUUGUACAACCAAUGAAAGAAAACGUGAGAUAGAGGAGCUUCUUAAUAACUUUGCCCAGCAAGUAGGAGCCUGGAGAUUCUGCUUGUAUUUUCUGUCCAGCACAAGGAAUGACUAUGUGAUGAUGUACAGCUUAACGGUUUUUGAGAAUCUGAUCAAUAAAAUGUGGCUUGGGGUCCCAUCUCAGGAUAAGAUGGAAAUCCGUAGCUGCUUGCCCAAACUUCUCUUGGCUCACCAUAAAACCUUACCUUACUUUAUCCGGAACAAACUCUGCAAAGUUAUUGUUGAUAUUGGACGCCAAGAUUGGCCCAUGUUCUACCAUGACUUUUUCACUAACAUUUUACAGUUGAUCCAGUCCCCUGUGACAACCCCCCUUGGGCUGAUCAUGUUGAAGACAACUUCGGAAGAGCUAGCUUGUCCCCGUGAGGACCUCAGUGUGGCUCGGAAGGAGGAGUUGCGGAAGCUGCUGCUGGACCAGGUGCAGACAGUGCUUGGGCUCUUGACAGGUAUCUUGGAAACUGUCUGGGACAAACACAGUGUUACUGCUGCCACCCCACCACCAUCCCCGACCUCAGGAGAAAGUGGUGAUUUACUGAGUAACCUGUUGCAGAGUCCUAGUUCAGCCAAACUGCUGCCCCAGCCCAUCCCCGUGCUGGAUGUGGAGAGUGAGUAUGUCUGUUCCCUGGCCUUGGAAUGCCUGGCCCACCUCUUCAGUUGGAUUCCUCUGUCUGCCAGCAUCACCCCAUCCCUCCUCACCACUAUCUUCCACUUUGCUCGAUUUGGCUGUGAUACCCGGGCCAGAAAGAUGGCAUCAGUGAAUGGCAGCAGCCAGAACUGUGUUUUGGGUCAGGAGCGUGGCCGACUUGGGGUCUUGGCCAUGUCCUGCAUCAAUGAACUCAUGUCCAAGAACUGUGUGCCUAUGGAAUUUGAGGAAUACUUAUUACGAAUGUUCCAGCAAACCUUCUACCUCCUGCAAAAAAUCACCAAGGAUAACAAUGCCCACACGGUGAAGAGCAGGCUAGAGGAGCUCGAUGAGAGCUACAUUGAGAAGUUUACCGACUUUCUGCGGCUCUUUGUGAGUGUUCACCUGAGAAGAAUCGAGUCCUACUCUCAGUUCCCUGUGGUAGAGUUCCUGACCCUUCUGUUCAAGUACACGUUUCAUCAGCCUACUCAUGAAGGUUACUUCUCUUGUUUGGAUAUCUGGACACUGUUUUUGGACUAUCUGACAAGUAAAAUUAAAAGUCGUCUGGGAGACAAGGAAGCAGUUCUCAACAGGUACGAAGAUGCCCUGGUCCUCUUGCUCACAGAGGUGUUGAAUCGAAUCCAGUUCAGAUACAACCAGGCCCAGCUGGAGGAGUUGGAUGAUGAAACUCUGGAUGACGAUCAGCAGACAGAGUGGCAGCGGUACUUACGCCAGAGCUUGGAGGUGGUGGCCAAAGUGAUGGAACUCCUUCCCACACACGCCUUCUCAACUCUGUUCCCAGUUCUUCAGGACAAUUUAGAAGUUUAUUUGGGAUUACAGCAAUUUGUAGUUACUUCGGGGUCAGGACACAGGCUGAACAUCACAGCGGAGAAUGACUGCCGGCGCUUGCACUGCUCACUGAGAGACUUGAGCUCCCUGCUGCAGGCUGUGGGCCGUUUAGCCGAGUACUUCACUGGGGAUGUGUUUGCUGCAAGGUUCAACGAUGCUCUCACAGUCGUGGAGAGGUUGGUCAAAGUUACUCUGUAUGGAUCUCAGAUAAAACUGUACAACAUUGAAACAGCUGUGCCAUCAGUGUUGAAACCUGACCUCAUUGAUGUGCAUGCCCAGUCACUUGCUGCUCUCCAGGCCUACUCCCAUUGGUUGGCACAGUAUUGCAGUGAAGCCCAUCGACAGAACACACAGCAGUUUGUGACACUCAUCUCUACCACCAUGGAUGCGAUCACACCUCUCAUCAGCACCAAGGUCCAAGACAAGCUGCUGCUGUCUGCAUGCCACCUACUGGUCUCAGUAGCCACCACUGUGCGGCCGGUUUUUCUCAUCAGCAUCCCUGCGGUGCAGAAGGUGUUCAACAGCAUCAUCGAUGCCUCUGCCCAGCGCCUGGCAGACAAGGCACAGGUUUUGGUUUGCCGUGCACUCUCUAACACCUUGCUCCUUCCAUGGCCAAAUCUUCCUGAGAGUGAGCAGCAGUGGCCCCUGCGCUCUAUCAAUCAUGCCAGCCUCAUCUCUGCACUCUCUCGGGACUACCACAGCCUGAAGCCCAGUGCUGCCGCCCCCCAGAGCAAAGUACCGCUGGAUGAUACCAAAGUGAUUAUUCACCAGACACUUAGUGUCUUGGAAGACAUUGUGGAGAAUAUCUCUGGGGAAUCCACCAAGUCUCGACAGAUCUGUUACCAGUCACUGCAGGAAUCUGUUCAGGUCUCCUUGGCCCUCUUUCCAGCUUUUAUCCAUCAGUCAGAUGUGACUGAUGAGAUGCUGAGCUUCUUCCUCACCUUGUUUCGAGGCCUUAGAGUACAGAUGGGUGUGCCUUUCACAGAGCAGAUCAUACAGACUUUCCUCAACAUGUUUACCAGAGAACAAUUGGCUGAGAGCAUCCUCCAUGAAGGCAGCACUGGCUGCCGGGUGGUGGAAAAGUUCCUGAAGAUCCUGCAGGUGGUGGUGCAGGAGCCUGGCCAGGUGUUCAAGCCCUUCCUCCCCAGCAUUAUUGCGCUGUGCAUGGAGCAGGUGUACCCCAUCAUUGCUGAGCGCCCAUCACCUGACGUGAAGGCUGAGCUGUUUGAGCUCCUCUUUCGAACGCUCCAUCACAACUGGCGGUACUUCUUCAAGUCUACUGUCCUGGCUAGCGUGCAGAGGGGCAUUGCUGAGGAGCAGAUGGAGAAUGAACCCCAGUUCAGUGCCAUCAUGCAGGCUUUUGGACAGUCCUUUCUUCAGCCUGACAUCCACCUGUUCAAACAAAAUCUCUUCUACUUGGAGACUCUGAACACCAAGCAGAAAUUAUACCACAAAAAGAUCUUCCGGACCACUAUGCUGUUCCAGUUUGUGAAUGUGCUGCUCCAGGUCCUGGUUCAUAAGUCUCAUGACCUUCUACAAGAGGAGAUUGGCAUUGCCAUUUACAACAUGGCUUCUGUCGACUUUGAUGGCUUCUUUGCAGCCUUUCUUCCAGAGUUCCUGACCAGCUGUGAUGGUGUGGAUGCCAAUCAGAAAAAUGUGCUGGGACGAAAUUUCAAGAUGGAUCGGGACCUGCCCUCGUUCACCCAGAAUGUGCACAGGCUGGUAAAUGACCUACGUUACUACCGACUCUGCAACGACAGCCUGCCCCCUGGCACUGUGAAGCUCUAGGAGUGCCUGCUUGCCUUCCUGGCUGCUCACUGCCCCAGGGACGUGCCUGCUGCCACCGCCACCUACACCACCUGCACCUGUGCCACGGAAGUCUGUGACAAGCCUUGGCCACUCUCUGGAUGGUCAUGCCCUGAGCAAGUGGCCUGCCUUUGCCCUCUCCUGCUGCCACCAACACAGCAGGCCUUGGGGUCCAUUUGACACUGGUAGAGUUUCCAGGCAUUUGGAGCAAACAGAGGGUCAUGUGGCCGGAUGCCAGGAAGGCACCCAGAGGUCCCACAGCGUGGUCCAUGCAGAUCAUGUGUCUAUCAGUCCUGAGUCCGAAUCGCCAAGGACCGCUUACAACAGUGCCACCUUCUCACCAUUCCACCUCCCCACCCUCCUGGCCGGCCAGCCCAGGAGAAAUUCGACAGCAGAACUAUUUCUGUCGAGCCUCCUGCCCUCCGAUUGCCUUGAAGUCUCUGCUCUUUGUCAGAGAUUCGUGAAGACUCGCAUUUUUUUGUUCUUGUUUUCUCAUCAUUCCAUUGUGAUACUAAGAAGCUUAAUGGAUAAAUAAAAUGCUUAAGUUGUUGUUAUAGAA